Messenger RNA from Sphenostylis stenocarpa, 765 nucleotides. The record is from the annotation of a GenBank genome assembly. NCBI's taxonomy places the organism in Eukaryota, Viridiplantae, Streptophyta, Magnoliopsida, Fabales, Fabaceae.
AUGCCUUCCCUUCUUCAACACUUGAUUAUCUUCCUCGUACUGAUUAAGAUACCUUCAUGUUUAAGCUCCAACGAUGAUUAUAUGAAUUGCGCUAAUUUCAUAACUUGUGGGAGCAUAAACAUCAGUUUUCCAUUCUGGGGCGAAAACCGGCCAAAGGAGUGUGGCCACCCUCUGAUGGAACUCAGCUGCAAAAAUGCAAUCAGCUACAUAACCAUUAAGGGUGUCACGUACCGGGUUUUGGACGCCAACCCAGAUAGCCAUACUCUGACAAUCACUAGAGUGGAUUUCUUGCUAGACUUAUGCCAGCCAAAUUAUGUCAGCACCAACCUUGACUAUGAGCUCUACGUUCAUGAGUCACUCUAUAAGAAUCUUACCCUUUUCUAUGGUUGUACUUUUCCAAGUUCUUUCCAUGCCACCAAUAUUAGUUGUAAUAAUGAACGGGGGGAAAAUGUUUAUUCUCAGUUUGGUUCACUCCCGCCUCGUCCUCCUAUGUCUUGCCAUGCAAGUGUGGUUGUUCCAGUUCCUCCAUCUUUGACGGAGAAUAAUAUCGAUUUCAUCAAAGUACACGCGGCAAUCAGAGAUGGGUUUGUGGUGAGAUGGAUAGUAGGUAUUGAAGAUUGUGGGAACUGUGAAAGAUUAGGUGGAGUAUGCGGUAUUGAUUGGUCUUCACUGCAAACAACCUGUUACUGCAAAAAUGGAACUUGUUCUAAUUUCUCACCAGAUGUCAAAGCAUCUCCAGGUACGUCUAAGCUGGUUGAAAAUUAA